Molecule: messenger RNA, 2043 nt
Organism: Cinara cedri
Lineage: Eukaryota; Metazoa; Arthropoda; Insecta; Hemiptera; Aphididae
Source: the annotation of a GenBank genome assembly
AUGACUAAGUACAAUUUGAGUGUAGUUUCAUCUGACAUGAAAGCUCGAUUGGAGUUAAUGAUGAACAUAUACAAUCGUUUAAUGAUUUCUGAUCAAGAUGUAGUAUCAACUAAAACUACAACAGAUUAUCGUUCAUUAAAUGGUUAUAUAAAACUGAUGCAGCGUGCAACAAAUAGUAAAAAACAUAAAAAACCAACAAAAAGUCGUUUGUGUCGCCCAGCAGCAAUAAACAGAACUGUUAACGUAACAUCUAAUAAAAAAAAUUACAAAAACUAUAGCAGGUAUUAUACGACAUUACUUAUAUGUAAUUAAUUUAAAAUAAUUAUUUUGUAUUUUAAUAAUAACUAUUUACAAUUAAGUAUUUUUGUAUUUUUAGUAUAUCAUCUGCAUCAUCUCAGCCAACAAUGAGUCGAUCUCCAUCUACAGUAUUAUUAGAUUUUGAAAACAAUUCUGUGUCAGCUUGUUUUGAAGAAACUAAAAGAUUAUUAUGGACAGGUUGUAAGACUAUUGAUGAUGCUCUUGAUGUAAAUCGAGACUUGCCAAUGUGGGUACAAACUGUAGAUUUAAAUAAUAUUAUAAAACAAUUGUUAGCAUCUGCAGAUGCCAGUCGGGUUGACAAAGGAAAUUUGCAUGAUUUGGUUACUGCGUUUAUAAAUUUUAGUAUUAUUAUGAUAGACAUGUUUGGUAUAAAUGCUAAUGUGGACCAACAUUGGUGGAAACAUUCAUAUAAAAUGAUUGAGCAGCUGAUAAAUGAUAUUACUGUACACUGUCGUGCUAAAGAUCCGAAUGCAUCAUUAAAAGUAAAAGGAAAAAAUAAUGAUAGAAUAUUGAAUAAAGCACUGUCAACAAUCACACAACUAAGAAAAAUUGUGCCAAAUGACAAAUUUGAAACCCAUGUCAUUCAAAAUCCAAUUACACCUCUUGUUCCUCCCAUACAGCAACCUGCUUAUCAACCUCCAUCACCAGACUACAAUGCACAGCAAUAUGUAAACUACAAUUAUUCUAAUCCAAAUUAUAUGAAUAGUUACAACUAUCAAGGAUCAUAUCAAACACCACAGUUGAAUCGAGCACCAUACUGUUCAAUGCAGUACCGUCCACCAUAUCAACCUCCUUACCAACAAUAUCCAAAUCAAGUACGAGUAAAUCAACCGCAGUAUUACCAAUAUCUUCAGCAACCACCCAAUCCAUGGCAAAAUAAUUACCAGAAACCACCAUACCCUAUUCAUAAUGCACAAUUUACACCUACUCAGUUUGUAGCUAGUCCACAACCAAAACCUGAAGCUAAACUUAUCGAAGUAAAGGAAGACGAUGAGAAAAAAUGGCUAGAGGCACAAAAAGAUGCCAAGAAAUUAGUGAAUAAUGCUAUUAGCCAUAAUAUUUUGACAACUAGAUCUACUGAUAGUACACAUUCAUCACAAGAGAGUGAGGAAGGGUUAAUUAACAAUAUACAUUCAACAUUUGAAAAAAUAUCUGACAGGGAUACUGGAGCUCCAUUGCCAGAUGACACUGAUCGAAUGUGGAAUUUUUUAGCUAGAGAAGUAGAUAAAAAGGUUCGAUACAAAUUUCAAAAGAUGAUUAGAGAAAUGCAAGAUAUACCUAAAGAUGAGUUUAGUAGGGAGCCAGAAUUAUACGUAAGUUUUUAGUAAUACAAAUUAUAAUCAUUCAUGUAAUGGAUAUGAGUAGUAAUAAUAUAAUUUUCCAAAUUUUUUUGAAGGACACAACUUAUCAAAAUGUGGUUAGGAUACAAUUAUUUGAGCCAAUCAGAUGUAAAAUGAUCAAUAAAAAGUAUGAAAAUGUACAAGCAGUAGUUAGGGAUUUUCGAUUAGUAUUUAGUACAUUCCGUCAUAUAUCUCAGGUAAGUAAAAUAAAUUUUACAGCUCACAUUAUUUUCACUUAUACUAUUGUUCCUAUCAGCAGUCUAAUGAUAUUAAAUGUAAACUGAUGAUGGACUUUAUGGAACGCCAUUUUAAUGAAUGUCUCAGAAAGUAUUUUCGUGGAUGGAAUUUAGACAAGUAUCGCCCUGGGGUGAUUGAUAUUCUUUGA